CUAUCCGGAAUAACUGAAACCAAAAACCCAAUCCAAACCCGCAGUUGAAAAUCGAAGCUUCCCUCCCUCUUCCUUCUUCCUUCGCGUUCUUCUAUUCCGAUUUCGUUCAACGAGGAAAAUCCUAUCCGGGUUGAAGGUUUUGAAGGUUCAAACUCUAUAGCUUCGCAAUUUUUCGAUUUCGUUCUCCAUACGAAUUAGGCUACGAAAACAAGUUUAAUCGAGGGAGUAGGGGUGCAGCGCCGCGCCACAACAGGCAGGACGGCGAUCCCGACACACCAUCCCAAUAUUUUUAUUUAAAGGAAGUUUUAUACUAGGAAAAAACGACAUUAUGAAGCCAAUAAGUUACCGGUAACUGUUCAAGCUUCAAACCGUUCCCUACAUCGGAAGAAAUGCCGCAAAACAAAGACGAGCUUCCCGCCAUUCGCGUCUAUACAGUCUGUGACGAAUCAAGGUACUUGAUAGUCAGGAAUGUACCAGCAUUAGGAUGUGGCGAUGAGCUGUUGAAAUUGUUCGGAUCAUAUGGGGAGAUAGAAGAGUGCAAGCCUAUGGAUGAAGAAGAUUGCGAGCCAUUUACGGAUAUUUACUGGAUCAAAUUUUUUCAGGUCAGCAAUGCCAGGUUUGCAAAGAGGAAACUGGAUGAGUUUGUUUUCUAUGGGAAUAGACUGCAGGUCUCUUAUGCUCCUCAUUUUGAGAGCCUUUCUGAUAUGAAGGAAAAACUAGAAGGCAGGAGAAAGGAAGUUCUUGCCCGAUUAAAUCCAGGAAGACCCAAAGGGUAUACGUCUCAUAACCAGGGUGUUGUAAAUGAGUCUUUUGUGCCUCCAGCUCCACCACCAUCCAGUUGCAUUCCCCACCAAAUGAUAUCUAAACAAAGUGAGCAUGCCGAAUCAGAACAGUCUAGUCACAUGAAUGAUCCAUCCCUUCUGAUGGUGUCUUCUAACCAGGAGUACUUUCCAUCCCCAUCCAUGAAUGAGACAGUUCAAUUAGUCAGGAAGAAGCUUGAAAAGAUAAAAUCAAGCACUAAGCAUCUGGAUGCCCAACCUGGAUUGAAGAAACCGCGAGUGGACAACAGAAGAAGAAUUUGAUGAAUCUUGUCCGAUUGAAGAACCAAAUGCAUUAUGGAAAUUUUGGCAACAAGUAGCAUUGCCCAUGCUUAUGUAGAGAGAGAGAGAGAGAGAUCUAAGUUUGAUUUUUUGUCCAUUUUUUCAGAUUUUAUAUCUGAGAAUAGCAGAUCAUGUUUUUACAACUUACUGGCUGUGAUAGUGGCAUGAGCAACGUAUAAAUAGAUGUUAAGUUAUCAAAUGCAGAUAUUUAGGAUUAUGUAGGCAA
This is a messenger RNA of Macadamia integrifolia, 1326 nucleotides long. RefSeq names its product RNA-binding protein 48-like. Gene Ontology annotation, cellular component: nucleoplasm. Lineage: Eukaryota; Viridiplantae; Streptophyta; Magnoliopsida; Proteales; Proteaceae. Bases 390 to 1082 code for a protein of 230 amino acids. Gene Ontology annotation, molecular function: RNA binding. The transcript has 9 exons. The record is from RefSeq and is a predicted model, not a curated record.